This is a messenger RNA of Actinia tenebrosa (Australian red waratah sea anemone), 3037 nucleotides long. RefSeq lists its product as uncharacterized. Gene Ontology annotation, biological process: signal transduction. Gene Ontology annotation, molecular function: protein binding. The record is from RefSeq and is a predicted model, not a curated record. Lineage: Eukaryota; Metazoa; Cnidaria; Anthozoa; Actiniaria; Actiniidae.
CAAAAUAUAAAUCAACUUCCUUGUGCGGGAGUAAGUAGAGAUCGUCGGAGAAGCUCGUGUCAGAGACUGAUGCAGCUUUGGUCUUCACAAUCUCGUAAUUUGUCCAGAAAAAUGACGCAAGGCCACAAAAGCAAGCAAACCCUUCAAGUGUUGACUAAAAAAUCAUGCGGAAGGUGGAAAACAAAGACAAUCGUGCUGAAAAAUAUUGUGGAAAGCCAAAAAAAACAGGAGAGCUUUACAUAUACCACCCUUUGCAGGCAAAAGCAUUCCGCAAGUUCUACCCAGGAAAUGGGACUGUUAUCCACAUUUCGCCUCACAGCCAUGCGGUAAUUCGAGGUUUGUCCCAGGAUGGCAUGGAAAACGUUAUGUGCUUGUUGAAAUUGCAAGAGAAUGAAAAAGAUGAUUUGCAUUGCCAAUUUUUCUUUGCGUCUACUGAACAAAAGGUUUCUGAUUUUUGCAAAUUAGGGGAUACUAUUCAAGAGCUAUGCGAAGUGAGCACAUUUGCGGUUGAUGUGCUAUCAACUAAUGGCAGGAUUACCCCAGGUCCAGCCUAUCUUCACUUUAGCAAAAACAGAGUGUUUCUAUCUUCAAAAAUACCCACCAUUACAAUCCUGAAAGAAUGGCAGUUUCGUUCACUCCAAAAUUUUCAUUUCGAGGUGUUAGGAAUUCACAUUUAUGACACAGUGGACCAUUCACAAGAGGAAGUCUUUGUUUCCUGCAGGUCAAAUAAGGAUAAUCGUAGCAUUCAACAGAUMAUUUCAUCACAAUGUCCUGGAAUGCCUACCAUGCCUCAAUCAGUUUUUCAGAGAGAGCAAAAUGAGCUGCCAAUAAUGUUACCACCAUCACCAACAUCAUCUACAAACAAUUCUGAUUCAUUAUCAUCAUGCUUAUCAGAUACGGAAUUGCAGACAAUACUGGAGGGCCCAGAUAACAAUGAUUGUCAACUUAAAAAGCUUAGUAAAAGCACCUCUUCAAAUGAAUUACAAAAAUCACCUCUCAAACAAACUCAAAGAAGCCAACCUGUUAUCAAAAAGGCAAUUCAAAGUCCUGGACAUUCCGUUAAAGAACAUGUUGUUAUUCGUUUUCCAACUCAAAAAAGGAGCAAAAGCAUAUCAGAUUUGAGAUUAAGACCACUCAAUGAAAAAGAACAAGUAACACUGCAACCGAGAGCUUUCUCUCUUGAUAGCGACCAAGCAUUUACCCUUAAACAGAAAUCUAAAGCUAAUGGUGAAUGGAUUAAAAAAGAUCAGGGUCUGGAAGAAAGUGUAACAGAAAGUAACUGUGACGGUAAUAGUAAUGGAGAGAAUACAGGCCUGGAAACUGCACUUGACAUGAGGCAGAAAGAAAGUGAUACUCAUAGUGCACAACCACAGGCAUUAACACUAAGGGAGCCCAACACAAACAAACCAGACUGUUCACCUCACUAUGAAAACUUUGAAUCCAGACCCAAUUGUUACAUGUACUGGAAUACAUCCUUUCCAGACGAUGCACCUGAAGUGCCGAAAACCUAUGUUAAUGUCUUUUGUGGUAGUAGUAUCAAGUGUUGUUAUGAGAACUGGCACAGUGGUGUGUUUGAUCAUGAGUUUAAUUACUCAUCUAUUGAUGAACUGUUUGCUGAGCCUCCUCCUUUGCCUCAACCAAGGCGACCACCACCUAGGUUACCGCCUAGAGUGAAUAAAGACAGCCAUAGGGAGUUGUAUCCAGGUAGACGAUUCAGGAACAAGGUGUUUGCUCCAGAGGUGCCACAACGGCCGCCGAAACGACCACCAAAGUCUUCAAAUCUUUCUGUAGAGAUCAAACCAAAUACAAUUCAAUCUGACAUAUCGAGCACAGCUGAAGUCCAAGGAGCACCAAAAAUACAAGUAGCUCUGUUUGCUUCUCCACCCGUUAGUGGCCUGGUUUGGUUCUUGCGUGUAGCAUUUAUGCAUCAGGAUGAAAGCGACACAACUUUUAAGCGAGUGAAAGGGGUUGAAGAAGCAAGCAAACACAAGUUAAUAAAAAGUGAGCUUUUGGAGGUUUUUGCUGACAUCAAUGUUGCAAUGAAUGUACAAACUACAGGAUUUGACCUCCUUAAUGACUCUCAACAGGAAGUCGAGAGCAGUGACAUUGACAACCUCAGAAAAGGAGACUGGUUUGUGAUUGAGUUUCGCAUCAAGCAAUCUGACCACACCCAAGUUCAGUUUGAUGGAAGCUUUUUAGUAGAGCCAAAAGCAAUAAAGUCCUGUAGGAGAACAUGCAAGAUUUCCUUUGGCAUCAGUGAAAACUUCCAGACAAAGCCAACACUGUCAUCUACUGAAACACCACCAACAUCCAAGCCCUUAAAGAUCAACUUCAUUCAAUACGAAAAAUUGUGCAAAGCAUUAGACCCAAUUACGAGUUCUUCACAGGACUGGAGACACAUGGCUAAUGCAUUAGGUUUCACACGAGAAGAAAUAGAUUUGUUAGUCUCAAAGUACCACAGAAAUGUUCAUUUCUCUCCGACAGAUGAAAUACUACAAUCAUGGGAGCAAAGAGAUCCGAACUGCUCCCUACAAAGACUAGUUAAUAUUUUACGAGAACUUGAAAGAUUGGACAUAGUACAGGACUUGGGGUACUGUAUUGAGCCUGAAGAAAAGUUUAAUGAUGGAUUUAAGAAAAUCUAAAGUUAGUUACACGUCUAAAAUUAAUAUUUUCUUUGGUUUAAAAAAGUUUUUUUUCAAAAUGAGCAAAUGUCUUGUCUAUAAUCUUGUUCAAAAUUUUGAAAAAUCUUUUUCUCCAAAGUUUUUGUGCAUAAGAGUUUGACAUUAAAUUAGUAGAUAUCAGAGUUACACACUAUUGACUUCAAACAAUUUAUUGCUUCAUUUAGGGUCAAUAAUAUGUUAAACUGACCCAAAUGCCUUGACAAAAAAAAUGUUCAUGAAGCUCAAUGUAUAACACGUAUCAUUCUAAAUACAUAAUACUAAAACUAAAAAUCAAAAAAGUCUUAAAGCGCUACUCUGACGAAAAUCGCUCAAACUUGGAUUCAGCUGAAACUUCCUAAGAAUACUUUUUAAAGGUC